AACAAAUCCCCAGACCUCGCGCACCUAAACCCUAGUGGCCUUAUCUAUUGGAUGGGUCUGGUUUCUGUUCGAGUUCUUGCGCAAUGGCUUCUUCAGUGACCUCCAUGAGCUUCAGCAGUUGGAGAUGCAGGGAAACUAUUUCUCCCCAACCUCGCAGCACCCUCUCUACUCCUUGUACCAGCAAGAGGACGUGCUUGUGGGUCUCCUGUAGCAGUACAAGAAGCCCUCCUCAUGAAUUUCAAGAAGAAGAAGUUGCAGAGCCGUGGAAGAAAAUUAGGGUUGGGUCUGUGAAUUAUGACACAGGGAGCCAUGAACUGAGGACCCAAAUCAGUGGGUUGCGCUUAGAAGAUGCCCCGAAACGUUACUAUUGUCGAAUGGCUGGGAGGAGGAGGGAGAGAGACUGGAGCAUCAGUGAUGUGGUUGAGAAUGUUCUCUCUGUAAACCAUUGGGAAGACAUUGAUGGGGUCCUCAAUCAUUGGUCUGGUCGUUUCUGUCGCAAGAAUUACCCUGUUCUUAUUCGAGAGAUAACUAAUGCUGGUUCCCUUGAACACAGUAUUCGUGUUUUCCAAUGGAUGAAGAAUCAGAAAACCUAUUGUGCUCGAAAGGAUAUCUAUAAUAUGAUGAUCAGGUUGCAUGCUAGACAUGAUCGAGUUGAUCAAGCACGGGGCCUAUUUUUUGAGAUGCAAGAAUGGAGGUGUAAACCUGAUGUGGAAACUUACAAUGCUCUAAUUAAUGUCCAUGGGCGUGCUGGUCAAUGGCGUUGGGCAAUGAAUAUAAUGGAUGAUAUGUUGCGGGCAGCUAUUCCUCCUAGUCGUUCUACCUACAACAACCUGAUUAAUGCUUGUGGGUCUAGUGGACAAUGGAAGGAGGCUCUAAAGGUUUGCAAGAGCAUGACGGACAAUGGGGUGGGACCCGACUUGGUAACUCACAAUAUCAUUUUAUCUGCUCUUAAAAAUGGGCAUGAGUAUUCCAAAGCUUUAUCCUAUUUUGAACUGAUGAAAGGGACAAACAUCCGUCCUGAUACGGUCACACUUAAUAUAGUCAUACACUGCCUUGUUAAAUUAGGGCAAUACAAAAGUGCUUUCAAUACUUUCAACUCAAUGAGGGAUAGAAAAUCAGAAUGUCAACCUGAUAUUGUUACUUUCACCAGCAUUAUUCAUGCAUAUUCUGCAUGCGGUGAAAUAUCAAGUUGCAGGGCAACAUAUGACACAAUGAUUGCUGAAGGUAUGAAGCCUAAUAUUGUUGCAUAUAAUGCACUAAUGGGUGCUUAUGCUUCAUGUGGAAUGCACGAGGAUGCUCUCUCUGUUUUCAACUUGAUCAAAGAGGCUGGUUUCCGUCCUGAUAUUGUAACAUAUACCUCUUUGAUUAAUGCCUAUGGUAGAUCAGGGCAACCGGUGAGGGCCCGUAGCAUCUUUGACAAGAUUAAGCGAAACUCUUUGAAGCCGAAUGUUGUGAGUUAUAAUGCACUGAUUGAUGCAUAUUCAUCUAAAGGAUUGUUGACUGAGGCUUUUGAAGUGUUGCAUGAAAUGGAUAAAGAUGGAGUGAGACUAAAUACUGUUACAAUUUCUGCUCUGUUAGCGGCUUGCGGUCGUUGUGGUCGAACCAUUGAAAUUGAUCCUAUCCUAAUGGCAGCCAGUUCAGAAGGAAUUGUGUUAAACACAAAUGCAUACAAUGCAGCCAUUGGAAGCUUUGUGGAUGGUGGUGAGUAUGAGAAAGCGUUAAGCCUGUUUGAAUCUAUGAAAGAAAAGAGGGCUAAACCUGACUCUGUUACUUUCAAUAUCCUGAUCAGUGGGUCAUGUAAGAUGGGAAAAUAUGAUAAAGCCAUCAAAUUUUUUGGGACUAUGAUGGCUUUGAGAAUUCCUUUGUCUAAGGAGGUGUAUUCAUCAGUGAUCUAUGCCUACAGCAAACAGGGUCAAUUAGAAGAAGCCGAGUCUCUCUUUAGCGAGAUGAAGAAAACUGGUUGUCUCCCUGAUGUUGUCACCUAUACCACCAUGAUCCAUGCUUAUACUGCAGAAGAAAUGUGGACAAAGGCAUGCUCUCUGUAUGAAGAAAUGGAGGUAAAUGGUAUUCAACCUGAUACAAUUGCUUGCUUGGCUCUUAUGAAAGCUCUCAAUAGAGGUGGCCGCCCAAGCAUGGUUCUCCAUUUGGCAGACGUGAUGAGGGAGAAAGGAAUUCCUUUCAAUGAAUCUGCAUUCUUUAACAUGAUAUCUGCUGGCAGCAUGCUACAAGAUUGGACCUCACUUGUUAAACUAACCAAAGAUAUUGAAUCUUUGUUACCAAAAGUUUCAACUGGGCUUCUCAACCACCUUUUGCGUUCAUUGGGGAAAAGUGGAAAGGUGGAGGGAAUGAUAAAGCUAUUUUACAAAUUUGUUGAAUCCAGCAUGGACCUUCCAUUUGGAACUUACUCAAUUUUGCUGAAGGGUCUUUUGGGCGCUGGGAAGUGGAGAAAGUACCUAGAGGUUUUACAAUGGAUGGAGGAUUCAAAUUUACAGCCAUCACUUGAAAUGUAUAGGAAAGUUCUUCCUUAUGCAUGGACCGAUAAAAGUAUGAAUUGUGCCUCUUUUAUUCAAAGAAAAAUAGAUUCCAUUCAGAGAUCAGAACACUAAGGGAAUUUUGUGAGGAAUGGAUGAUCAUCAUUCUUACACAAUCCAUGGAUGCACAUAAUUGAAGCAUCAGCCAACCCAAAAAUGCAAUUCAUACAGAUUGAAUUGUACAUAUGCAGCAUCAAGGUUUUACCAUCCAGAAAUAUUACAUCAGAAACGCGGGGAUUCUGAUGUCAAGAUGGGGGAAUAAGCCUGAUUUCUUGUGUAUAAGAGCUAGUCUUCAAAAGAUUCAUGGGAAGUCUGUAUCCUAAUUGAAAGUGUACUUGAGUCGCUGUAAAAUCUUUUUGUACUCAUAUAUCAAUAUAUAUUUCUUCAAUUUAAGUUC
This is a messenger RNA of Amborella trichopoda, 2928 nucleotides long. Its product is annotated as Tetratricopeptide repeat (TPR)-like superfamily protein. The record is from RefSeq and is a predicted model, not a curated record. Gene Ontology annotation, molecular function: protein binding. NCBI's taxonomy places the organism in Eukaryota, Viridiplantae, Streptophyta, Magnoliopsida, Amborellales, Amborellaceae.